GUAUUUCUGCAGAUCUUGUUUUCUCUCAGCUCUCUUUGUGUUAUGAGGUAGUUUAUUGCAGGUAUUUUAUGAGUUUAUUGUUUCAGUUUCUCUUUUGAUUGCGCGCUGCGCUCGAGCACAUUUAAUCUCAGUCAAUCUCAUUAAAGCCUCCUGCUCUCUCUCUCUCUCUCUCUCUCGCUCUCUCUCUCUCUCUCUCAGAGUCUCAUUCCGUCUCUCUCUGAGUGUGUUCGUUCGGGAAGGCUCGGAAUAACUGGAUUAUUAUCAGGAUUCGUUUAUGAAGCGGAUUCCUGCUAGGAAACGCGCGGGAGUCCACGUGACGAACGGCGCGAUUUCUGUGAUUUAAAUUUUAACGGAUUUUCGCUCUGAUUCUAAAUUCGUCAUGAGCGCGUCUGAAAACCCGAGCGAGUCCAAACUCGAGGCGGUGAUUCAGAGGCUGGAGGAGAGCGUUCUGUCCGAGGAGAAGCGGCUGACGGUUCGAGGAUCUUCUCCAGAUGAACCUGCAGCUAGUUUACCGGCCCGUGUGCGAGAGAUCGUCUCCAGGAACCUGAGCGACAGCGCUGGAGGCAUGUCGUCGGGUCUGUCGCUUCAGGAGGAGAACCGGGUUCUGCAGACAGAACUGAGUCGUGUGGAGGAUCUUCUAGCUCACAGCCGAGCAGAACGAGAUGAGCUGGCCAUCAAAUACAGCGCCAUCAGCGAGAGAUUGGAGCAGGCGCUGCGUUUGGAGACGGGCGAGGAGGGACGGGACUCUCCAGAGUCUCGCAGUCUGGCGCAGCAGAACGUAGAUCUGCGCAGACGUCUGGACGAGGAGCAGGCGGCGUAUAAACGCAAACUCACGGCGUAUCAGGAGGGGCAGCAGAGACAAGCGCAGCUCGUGCAGAAACUACAGGCCAAGGUUCUCCAGUACAAGAAGAAGUGUGCAGAUCUCGAACAGACGCUGCUGGAGAAAUCGACUGGUCAGUGUGACGGCAGCAGUAACGGUCACCGGCGGGACGAGGAUGAGCCGAGCAGUGAGCUGGAGAGCGCCCUCAUCCGGCUGGAGGAGGAACAGCAGAGGAGCAGCGGCCUGUCCGCCGUCAACGCCAUGCUGCGGGAGCAGCUGGAACAGGCCGGACUGGCCAAUGAGGCGCUCAGCCAGGACAUCCGCAGACUCACCGCUGAUUGGACCAAAGCCAGGGAGGAGCUGGAGCAGAGGGAGUCUGAUUGGAGGAGAGAGGAGGAGUCUUUCCACAGUUACUUCAGCAGCGAGCACAGCCGUCUGCUGGCGCUCUGGAGGCAGGUGGUGGGCUUCCGCAGACACGUGUGCGAGCUGAAGAGCGCCACCGAGAGGGACCUGUGCGAGGUGCGUAACGAGCUGGCGAGUGUGGCGCAGAGCGUGCAGCUGCAGUGCGUGCGCGUCUGCGCAGAUCUGCGCAGCCGUGAGGACGGUUCAACGCUGCUGCUGGAGAGAGAGACGGCCCAGCGGCUGCAGCUGGAGCAGCAGCUCAGAGAGACGGUGACGGAGAUGAUGACGCUGCAGGCCAAGAGCGACUCGGAGAGAGCCGAGCUCAACAAACGGCUUACGGAUGCCGUGAGAGAGCUGGAGCGUCUCAAAGCUCGUGUGGAGGACAGAGAACAGGAAGUCACAACACUCAACAGGAAACUACAGGAUCAGAGGACACACACACACAUGCCACUGGUGUUCUCAGACAGUGGCGGUGUGGAUGGAAACACUGAAGAGUCUCUGCUGCCGCUGCUGCGCUCUUCUUCAUCAUCAGCCAUCAUCCCUGACAGUUGUCUGUCUGCACUGCGCUCCGCUCUGACCAGCAGACAGAUCCAGCUACAGGAGCUGCGAGAGCGUCUGCAGUCUGCGCAGUCUUCAGUGCAGCAGCUGCGCAGGCAGCAGGGGGAGGCGGAGUCAGGCCGACGGGAGGCGGAGCUCCGUGCGCAGACGCUGCAGGGCGAGAGAGACGAGGCUCAGAGAGAGAGAGAGACCGCUGUGAGAGAGAGAGACCGACUGAGACAGGAGAGAGACACGCUGAGCAGUGAGAAGGACGCAGCAGAUAAGGCUGCACAGGCGGCGCAGACGCAAAUGCAGGUGCUGCAGCUGGAGUGUGAUAGGCUGCAGCUGGCCAUCACGUCUGCGCAGAGAGAGCGCGAACACGAGCGAGAAGAGAGAGACGCCGCCGCGCUGGAGAGAGACCGAGUCCGAUCAGAGACAGACAGACUUCAGCAGCUGUGGGAGGAGUCGGAGCGUCGCGCGUCUUCACUACGUGCUGAACUGGCGGCCAGAUAA
Messenger RNA from Sinocyclocheilus rhinocerous, 2272 nucleotides. RefSeq names its product rootletin-like. The record is from RefSeq and is a predicted model, not a curated record. NCBI's taxonomy places the organism in Eukaryota, Metazoa, Chordata, Actinopteri, Cypriniformes, Cyprinidae. The coding region runs from base 380 to 2272 and encodes 630 amino acids. Gene Ontology annotation, cellular component: centriole; centrosome. The transcript has 16 exons.